Molecule: messenger RNA, 1482 nt
Organism: Aegilops tauschii subsp. strangulata
Lineage: Eukaryota; Viridiplantae; Streptophyta; Magnoliopsida; Poales; Poaceae
Product: cytochrome P450 98A1
Molecular function (GO): iron ion binding; heme binding; oxidoreductase activity, acting on paired donors, with incorporation or reduction of molecular oxygen
Source: RefSeq, a predicted model, not a curated record
CUACGCUGCCGCUGUUUCCAGGAGUGGGCGGAGCGGUACGGGCCUAUCUUCUCCGUGUGGUUCGGCUCCUCCCUCACCGUCGUCGUCUCCACGCCGGAGCUGGCCAAGGAGGUGCUCAAGGAGCACGACCAGCAGCUCGCCAACCGCACCCGGAACCGCUCCACCCAGCGCUUCAGCCGCAACGGCCAGGACCUCGUCUGGGCCGACUACGGCCCGCACUACAUCAAGGGGCGCAAGCUGUGCAAUCUCGAGCUCUUCACACAGAAGCGGCUCGAGGCGCUGCGCCCCAUCCGGGAGGACGAGGUCACUGCCAUGGUCGCGUCCGUCCACCGCGCCGCCAUCGGCCCCGGUAAUGAAGGAAAGCCAUUAGUUGUGAGGAGUCACCUUGCUAUGGUGUCUUUCAACAAUAUAACACGGCUAGUUUUUGGGAAGCGGUUCAUGAAUGCAAAUGGUGACAUUAACGAAGAAGGGCAGGAGUUGAACAGUAUUGUCAACAACGGGAUAAAAAUAGGUGCAUCUCUCUCUAUUGCUGAAUAUGUUUGGUACUUGAGAUGGCUGUUUCCACUUAAUGAGGAGCUUUACAAGACCCAUAAUGAGAGAAGGGAUCACCUGACCAAGAAGAUCAUAGAAGAGCAUGCGAAGGCCCUUAAGGAAAGUGGUGGAAAGCAUCAUUUCGUGCAUGCACUGUUGACUCUCAGAGAACAGUAUGACCUUAGUGAUGACACAGUUUUCGGACUUCUAUGGGACAUCAUCACUACUGGCAUGGAUACAACAGUCAUAUCAGUCGAGUGGGCAAUGGCAGAGCUGGUCAGGUAUCCCAGGGUGCAGAAGAAGCUGCAAGAGGAGUUGGACAGUGUCAUCGGCCGUGACCGCGUCAUGUCCGAGACCGACUUCCAAAAACUGCCGUACUUGCUAGCCGUCGUCAAGGAGUCCCUCCGGUUGCACCCGGCAACGCCGCUCAUGCUGCCCCACAAGGCCAGCGCAAGCGUCAAGGUCGGCGACUACAACAUCCCAAAGGGCGCUGAUGUCACGGUGAAUGUGUGGGCGAUCGCUCGCAAUCCCGAUGUGUGGAGCAACCCGCUGGAGUACAGGCCGGAGCGUUUCCUGGAGGAGAGCAUUGACAUCAAGGGUGGUGACUUCAGGGUGCUCCCCUUCGGCGCGGGCCGGAGGGUGUGUCCUGGUGCGCAGCUGGGUAUCAACCUCGUGGCCUCCAUGAUCGGGCACCUUCUGCACCAUUUCGAGUGGUCUCUGCCAGAAGGCACCAUGCCGGAGUAUGUUGACAUGACGGAGUCCCCCGGAAUCGUCACGUUCAUGAGCACGCCGCUGCAGGCUGUCGCCAAGCCGCGCCUGGACAAGGAGGAGUUGUACAACAGGGUCCCGGUUGAGAUGUGAGCAAGGUUUUGAAUUUUGAAUGAUUUUUUUUCUCAUGGGGGACCAAGAUUCCAGGUUACCAUGGUAACCAUGAAAUACCAGACAAAUUAC